CAUAUUUUAUAUUUUCUAGCGAGGAAUAAGCGGGUCGACUCGCAUGAGAUUAGGAGAAGCAGCCAUAAUGAAAAAAAAAAAGCAAUUGCAUCUUUUGAAUCGCCAAAAUCUACUGUAUUAUCAUCCAUGGAAAUUCUAAACUUUUGGGCUUUCUCUUCCUUCUUUACUUUACUCUACUUUUUUGUUUUCCCCCUUCCUUGUGUUUAGGUUUUAUUUCUGCUACUCUUUUAUUUUAUCAUUCUUCUUCUUUUGCCUUAGAGUUACGAGAUGGUUUUCCAUCAUGACACUAAUAAGUACCAUCAGCUCAACGCACCUCAGCGUUACUCUCCCGUAACUGUUGGUACGCCUGCUGCAUCCACGACCAACGGAUUCGAUUAUCACAGUCAAGCUCGGUCGCGCAGUGCUACGAGGAAUUUCUCUUGCUUACCGAGUGACGACGAAAGCGAUCGCGAGGAUGAUCUUUCGCAAAGCUCAGAUGAUGAAUAUGCACAAACAAAUCAUGUCGAGUCCAAAAGAGCGUCGAUGAAAUCUGUUGGCUUUUCAUCGAAGCCGGCGCGGAAAACGCAACCAUUACCCAGUGAUGCAGAAGACAGCGAUGAUGAAAGCGAUCAUCAGCCGUUGUCUCACCAGCAGUAUCGAUAUGCAGGUGAUGCGCUUCCCCCGCAUAAUCUACGGCAGCAACAGCGGCCUACGCUCUUUUCGACACGCUCCGACAGUAUACCUUUACAAGAAACAGGGGACGGCAGUGACGAUAAUCAAGUCAUUGGUCAUCGAUCGCGAUGGUCAAGAAUGCAUACAUCACAGCCUUACACCCCACAGGUCCCCUUGAUUCAAUAUCAAUAUCAACGUUUGCAGCAGCAGCAACAAUAUCAACAACAACAACAGCAACCGCUAUUAAAUAAGCGGAGCAGUUUGUCUGGUAUGGAGUUAUUGAUGCAGCGGGAGCAAGAUAAACUAGAUGCCAAACGGCAAAAACCCAAAGUGGCGGUGAAGAUUGAAGGAUUAUUGGCGAAAUUACCGGAACCUGGUGCGCUGAAUAUCAGCUUCCAACAACUGCAGCAUGAAAAAACAUUACCAAAAAGCCAAGAUGCUCAACGGUGCCUUUCACGGCCAUCCUCUACUGCGACAUUCUCUCCAGGAGCAUCCUCUUCGCCUUACAACAGUUCAAAAUCCAAUGCGCCGUAUGCAAACGAUCUAGUUCAGUCGUCCGUCUUCCCGAUGGCGAGGUGGUCUACAUCCAUGGUUCAUGACUAUACAGCCGCAGGCGGAAUUCCACGCCGGUCUUCGACCUCCAUGAUGAUAUCGCAAUUUCCUUCGUGAUUGCCUAUAUUGCUGAUACUAUCGCCUUUUCCCGAGUCUCUUCACCUUUCUUUGUUUUCGGCACAUUUAAAGUUUUUCCACCUUUUCGUUUUGACCCCCCUUUCAGACAUUCUGUGAUACAAUAUUAUAUCCUUUUGCUAGAGUUUUGCCCAAUAAAUCACCAAUAGCGAUAACCUCAUUAAUGUGAUAUAUUUAAUGUAGUCAACUCGCAG
This is a messenger RNA of Radiomyces spectabilis, 1532 nucleotides long. RefSeq lists its product as uncharacterized. NCBI's taxonomy places the organism in Eukaryota, Fungi, Mucoromycota, Mucoromycetes, Mucorales, Radiomycetaceae. The record is from RefSeq and is a predicted model, not a curated record. The transcript is spliced from 4 exons. The coding region runs from base 268 to 1320 and encodes 350 amino acids.